AGUUCUAUUGGAUACACACCGUGUGUGUCUGUAGCAGAAAAAGGGCAACUUUCAAGCUCAGAUGUGCAAACAGCUUUAAAGGACUAAACAAUCUCUUGGCAGAGGCAUCAAGCAAAAAUCUGAAACUGCAAACCAGGGCUGUUACCCAAGGACUUCAUCAGAAGUGACAGAAACCUGCAAUAAGACAGGAACCCCUGUUCUAUAAUGCCAUCUAUCCAGCUGCCACUGCUGCUCCUCUGCCUGACCUUGUAUGGUGUUUGCCUCAACGAGGGGCAGCCCCUUCCAGAGGGAAGUGAGAACAUGGGAAGAAGUCCCCUGGAUGACAUCCUGCAGAGAUCUGAAAGCCUCCUUCUUCAGUCUGUCCUCAAGAAAGCUGAAAAGGAAGAAGAGAUGAAUAAAGAAUCAAAUGCCCCUCUGCCAGAAUGGUUUUCCAAAAGACAACACCCUGGGAAAAAGUACUUAAGUGACCUGCAGAAGAGACAGCAUCCUGGAAAAAGAGAUGUUGAGGAAGAUACAUCUUAUGGAGACAUUUUGAAGAGGCAGCAUCCAGGGAAAAGAGAGAUAGAAGACGACUUUGACGGCUAUCUGGAGCUGAAAAAGCGACAACAUCCUGGCAGAAGGUCAUUGUUGGAUCAGUAUGCUGACAUGCCGAGUACACAGCUAACCUACUUGAAUGAGCUAUCCAAAAGACAGCAUCCAGGCAGAAGGUAUCUGAUGUACAAGCGCCAGCAUCCUAACAAAAGAGGCUGGAAUGAUGAGGUAGACCUAAAUGACCAAUAUGGUGAGAAACACCAGCACCCUGGAAAAAGGCACCGGAAUUCUGACAGCCCAGAUGAUGCAGGCCCCUCCAACUUUCAGGAGUCCUUCACCUGUAACAAAGGCAGCUUGUUGCUUGGUUUAGUAGAAAAUGUCAGCAAAGACAGGGUAGAAAAAAAACGUCAGCACCCAGGAAAGAGAUCAGCAUGGGAGAGUGAAACAGAGGAAUGAGAAAAUAAUUGUGUAUCAUUUGCAUUUGGUGAAGUAAACUGCCAGAUCACUAAAAAAAUCUGUUCAUUCCCUUUUGGCUUCCUGCUGCUGACCUCUGCACCUAUCUGCAUUAGUGUUCUCAUUUAAGUUAAUGGCUUUGUCACACACUUAAAGUAAAGGACCUAAAUGACCCAGGUGAAUGUGACCGGCAAGUACUACAGUCUUCAGCUCCCCCACUUUAUAAAGUUAACAGUGCUCAUUUCCUUAUGGGCCGAGACCCCAGAAUAAUCCCACUACGUGUAUAAAUUUUCUGUUCCCAAAUGACUACAACAGGCUCUUAAAUGUCUGUUCUGAGGCUACUAAAGUAGAGUAACUAUAUGGUUUCCUCUCACGUCAGUGAAAUCAGUAAAUAGAGAAGGAGAAAAAAGAACAAUAUAUGCCAAUUAUUUCAAAAUGAAUUGAAUAGGUUUUCACUUCUAAAUGAUAUAUUAAUGAGACCUGAACCCUUGUGCUCUACAGUCUGUCCAGACAUAAGCACUGAACAGAUAGGAACUGUUCCAGCUGGAACAGAUUAGAUGACUGACUUCAUAGUUUGACUUGGAACUGGCAUAUAAAACCCCUUUUCAUCUAAGAGGCUGCACAGUGCAAAGGGUUAAUGCAUCCCAGAGCAUCUCAACCCCAAGUUGAGAACCUAACUGUGUACACCUCAUACUA
Messenger RNA from Grus americana (Whooping crane), 1680 nucleotides. It is a transcript of the gene TRH, whose product is annotated as thyrotropin releasing hormone. Gene Ontology annotation, molecular function: thyrotropin-releasing hormone activity. The transcript is spliced from 4 exons. NCBI's taxonomy places the organism in Eukaryota, Metazoa, Chordata, Aves, Gruiformes, Gruidae. The record is from RefSeq and is a predicted model, not a curated record. Gene Ontology annotation, cellular component: extracellular region. The coding region runs from base 205 to 987 and encodes 260 amino acids. Gene Ontology annotation, biological process: hormone-mediated signaling pathway.